Messenger RNA from Nematolebias whitei (Rio pearlfish), 2201 nucleotides. RefSeq names its product frizzled class receptor 5 (gene fzd5). The transcript is spliced from 2 exons. Gene Ontology annotation, biological process: non-canonical Wnt signaling pathway; canonical Wnt signaling pathway. Gene Ontology annotation, cellular component: plasma membrane. NCBI's taxonomy places the organism in Eukaryota, Metazoa, Chordata, Actinopteri, Cyprinodontiformes, Rivulidae. Gene Ontology annotation, molecular function: Wnt-protein binding; Wnt receptor activity. The record is from RefSeq and is a predicted model, not a curated record. The coding region runs from base 359 to 2050 and encodes 563 amino acids.
CGCGCGCGACGCUCCGAGACGAGUCGUAGGAUUCUGGUUUUCAGUUCAGAUCAGCAGCUGCGGAACUUCUACAACUUUUGAACUCAGCCGGACGCGAAGAAGUAAAUGUUUUUAUCUGAACGGCUCCUCGUGGAGGUCACGCCGCUCAGCUUGAACUCUCCGACGUGUUUCUCCAGCCUCGGGAUGCGGCUCCUCCGGAGGAAGCGCGCUCGUUAAAGUACUGGCUCGUGACAGCCGGAUAUGAACUUUCUCCGUGAUGACCGUGGCAGCCCAGGUGAAUGAUUGACAGCUCGCGGGGAUCUGGACAAACUGGAUUUGCUGCCAGAGUUGGAUUCGUUGGAGCCUUGAAGGGGGGGUCAUGUCGUACGGCCUAGUGCUGCUGGUCCUCUGGGGUCCUGGUCUCUCGUUCGGAGCCUCCAAGAACCUGGUCUGCGAGCCCAUAACGGUCCCCAUGUGCAAGGGCAUCGGCUACAACCUGACCUACAUGCCCAACCAGUUCAACCACGACACCCAGGAGGAGGUGGGACUGGAGGUGCACCAGUUCUGGCCCCUGGUCCGCAUCCGCUGCUCCCCGGACCUGCUCUUCUUCCUGUGCAGCAUGUACACCCCCAUCUGCCUGCCGGACUACCGGAAGCCCCUUCCUCCGUGCCGCUCGGUGUGCGAGCGGGCCAAGCGGGGCUGCUCGCCCCUCAUGAGCCAGUACGGCUUCGAGUGGCCCGAGAGGAUGAGCUGCGAGCAGCUGCCCCGGCUGGGCGACGAGGUCCUGUGCAUGGACCAGAACAGCAGCGAGACCACCACCCCGACGCCGCCGUUCACCAAGUCCACCCCCAAGGUCAGGACCAGACCGCCCGGCCCCUCUCAGUGCGACAGGGAGUGCCGCUGCCGGGACCCCUUGGUGCCCAUCAAGCGGGAGUCCCACGCGCUCUACGGCCGGGUCCAGACGGGGCCCCUGCAGAACUGCGCCCAGCCCUGCCACCUGCCGUACUUCUCGGCGGACGAGCGAGCCUUCACGGGGUUCUGGAUCGGGCUGUGGUCGGUGCUGUGCUUCGUGUCCACGCUGACCACCGUGGCCACGUUCCUCAUCGACAUGGAGCGCUUCAAGUACCCGGAGCGGCCCAUCAUCUUCCUGUCCGCCUGCUACCUCUUCGUCUCCGUGGGCUACAUCGUCCGCCUGGUGGCGGGUCACGAGCGCGUGGCGUGCGGGGGCAACCAGCUGCACGUGCUCUACGACGCCUCGGGCCCCGCCCUCUGCACCCUGGUCUUCCUGCUGGUGUACUUCUUCGGCAUGGCCAGCUCCAUCUGGUGGGUGGUGCUGUCCCUCACCUGGUUCCUCGCCGCGGGCAUGAAGUGGGGCAGCGAGGCCAUCGCCGGGUACUCGCAGUACUUCCACCUGGCGGCCUGGCUCAUCCCCAGCAUCAAGUCCAUCGUGGUCCUGGCCCUCAGCUCUGUGGACGGGGACCCUGUGGCUGGCAUCUGCUACGUGGGGAACCAGAGCCUGGAGAACCUGAGGGGCUUCGUCCUGGCCCCCCUGGUGGUGUACCUCUUCACCGGCUCGCUCUUCCUACUCGCCGGCUUCGUGUCUUUGUUCCGCAUCCGGAGCAUCAUCAAGCAGGGCGGCACCAAGACGGACAAGUUGGAGAGGCUGAUGAUCCGCAUCGGGCUCUUCACGGUGCUCUACACGGUCCCCGCCACCAUCGUGGUGGCCUGCCUGGUCUACGAGCAGCACCGCCGGCCCGGCUGGGAGCGAGCCUUGGCCUGCUCCUGCCUGGCGGAGCGCCAGCGCUCGGGCCCGGACUACGCCGUCUUCAUGCUGAAGUACUUCAUGUGCUUGGUGGUGGGCAUCACGUCCGGAGUCUGGAUUUGGUCCGGGAAGACCGUGGAGUCCUGGAGGAGGUUCGUGGCUCGAUGCUGCCCCUGCUGGCCGCACAAAGCCGCUGCGCCUCCGUCCACGUACAGCGAGGCGAGCACGGCUUUAACCGGACACACCCGGACCGGGUUCAAGGCCCCGCCGGCCCACAUCGACCCCGCCCAGACGUUGAAGCAUUUUUAGACCAGAAGGAGUCGUCUGCAUCAGAAACACUCGAACAGGAAACCUUCAGAGAAGAACUGGAACAACGUCCACCGCACUGACGAAGAUUGAAUCUAUUUAUUGAUGUACAUGUUGUAGAUAUUUAUGAUCAGUUCCUGGACUGACUGCUGAC